AUGGCCCCGAAGUUGCGCAUAUCUGCUGGACCAAGCAAAGAAAACUUGAGUUUGGUGGCCGUGAAUCAUGAUGAGCAGCCUAUUGUUAUUGAUUCAGAAGAUUUUCAGGGUCGCAUUGCUGUUCGAGUAAAGGAUUUUCAUGGUGAGCUGCCAGAUGGAGUGGAAUCCCUGAAACAAUCCGCAUAUUUUUCGGAGCCCUAUGGCUCAAAAUUUUCUUAUAGCAUUCAAAUCCAGGGAAGAUUUUUGGAUGAGCUGACUGCAGAUGAUAUACUGUUCGGAAAUGACUUUGAUGCGCCUAUUCGUGAUUCACUACCACCAGGAAUGAGCUUGUUUUUACGUUUUCUGACCUACAUCGAUCCUAACAUGACGCACGAUUUAUAUGCCGAUCAACCAUGGGCGUUUUCUAAUUUUCUCGCUACGAUGCAUAAAGUCAAGGUAAUUCGUGCCAUGCCUGACACAUUUUCCGCAUGCAAGUCUGCAGAAGAGUGUUUCAGAGCUGAUACAUGGCCAGAUUUUCCUUUCUUGUCUGAGGAAGAAAAGUUCUGUUCCGAGGACAUAACGCCUUUAUUUUUUCAAAACGACGUACAGCAUUCUACUCCAACGCUGAGUUCUGAAUUCGAGAACAAUGAAGAUACUAUUCGACGUCUUUGUAAUGAUCCGGGAGCUUCUAAAAACCGCGUGUCUUGGCUAAGCUCAAAAGACAACAGGAAGAAGCUCAAAAUCACUCCCAGUGAUGUAAUUACUGCCGAUUUUGCAAACGGACUCAUUGACUUCAAUACUUUAGAAGCCAUUUUACCGUUUGGCGGAUUUCGUCUAAGCUUGCAACGAUACUGGAAUGGUCAGCCAGUGCGAUACACAUGUAAGCACGCGAGAACGAACAAGGUUUUUUUCGUGGUACAGUACGUGUAUACACAAUGCAUUGAAAUUUACAUUCAGAUUUGA
Malassezia restricta is the source of this 942-nucleotide messenger RNA. RefSeq names its product protein of unknown function (DUF1769). The coding region runs from base 1 to 942 and encodes 313 amino acids. The record is from RefSeq and is a predicted model, not a curated record. The transcript has 6 exons. NCBI's taxonomy places the organism in Eukaryota, Fungi, Basidiomycota, Malasseziomycetes, Malasseziales, Malasseziaceae.